AUGUCCCGCUUCAACGCCAAAAAUCGCGAGGAACGUAGACACUUCAACAACACUUCAACACAACAUUUUCUAUCAAACAUUGACCUACGUACCCAAAUAAAAAUAAGCAAAAAACGCGCGCGCGCUCUUGCACUUCCUGAUCCUAAUUCUGAAUACCAGAAGCUUUUAAAAGCUUCUCAACAUGAGCGAAUACAGCUAGCAUUCGAAUGGCUCCUCGAAAACCCUUCCGAAACACCUCUUACUGCGAGUCGCAUUCAUAUGAUAGAGAAGCCUGAUACUUUAAAGCGAAGAUGGAAUAGGUAUCAAGCUAAACAAGCUCGAUUGAAAGAGGGGAAAGCGCUACAAGUAAAGAGGCUUAUAGUUCUAUCAGCAGCACAGCACAAAGCUGUUUUGAUCUACGCCGCAGAUCAAGCAACUAAAGGAGGGAAAGGAGCUAUUAAGCAUGAGAAAGGCGCGCGGAUUUGUAUGCCGGCCGGAGAAGAAGUUAUCGUACUUAUCGGAAUCAAAGAGAUGUAUAUAGGAAUCUAUGAAAAUCGACUAUCCGUAACUGUGAUCGAAGCUAUUCUUGCCGAUAGAAAAGCUAUUCUUCUAAUAAUUAUUAUGCCCGGAAAGCAAAUUAUAGCGUUUUGGUUUUCCGAAAAGAUGACUGGACAUGAAGUUAUUAUUGUUUCCGAAUCCGGUUAUACGAACGAUAGGAUUACUAUAGACCUUGAUCAAGCAGAACUCGAUAAAAAUCAAAAGCUUCAGCGCGAUACACAUCGGAAAAAGCUGAUUGGAAGGUCGAGUUUGCAAACGAGAGGGAAUAUACUAGCUUUUAAAGCACUCGAAAAAGUCAAGGCUAUAAAGAUAAAAAAGCAAGAAGCUAGUCUUAAGAUAGCGAACGCUAAACUCAAGUCAGCAACGAUUAAAAUUCGAAACGAUCGUUAUAAUCAAAGAGUUCUUGAUCGGAAAGCCGAAAAAGAGCGAAAGAAAUGGUUGAACGAAGCGUAUAAGCAACAAGGUCGAGGGAUUCUUAUACACAUUCCACCCGAACGAGAAGUCCUUAUUCGAGACCGCGAAAAGCAACCUAUAGCAGAAGAACUAGAAGCUGAUAAUAUUGAUUUGAUUUCUUUUCGAGACGCAGUUGCAAACGAAGAAGCUGCGUUAAAAGAAGUUCAAGAAAAAGAUCUUGCUACAUUCGCGGACCUUUCGUAUUCAAUCGAUCCUCAAAUCCUUACAAAGGAAAAACGCUUUCGAAUCAGACAAAACCCAUUAUCUUGCAUUCAAAUUAGCGAUGACGACGAAGAUAAAAGAUUAAAUACCUUACCUUCGUCUCCUUUAGCAAAAAUGAUGCUUACUAGCAGUAUCAUGCCCCGCUAUCGCUAUCUCUGCCAAUUUGCCCAAUCAAGAGCAGCCGAGCUAGCUUACUCUGGCGCUCGCUUUGGCCCUCCCGACUCCCGAGCUCCCUUCACUUCACUCCCAGCAUCGUUGUCCUACCCUUCUUCCGUCAAGCACCAGGUGUUACUUGACAAUCAACAAACCCGCCGUCUCUACGCGCCGUCUAAAAGAAACCCGACUGUCCUACCUACGAGCUGGCACUCUUUCGAGCCUCGAUAUCGACCUAUCGAUAAGAUGGAUGCAUAUCAGGGAUACAGGGAACCUCUCUCGGCACGCUCCCCGACAGAUCGCACAGCCUGGGGCCGCGAUGAUAAUUACAGAACGAAUGACCGAGCAGAAAAUGUUCGCCCGGACCGUAGUGAUACUUUCUACCGUGGCAGAUCUCCUGGUGUUGAUCGCAGCCGCCGACCUCGCGAACGAUCUCGCUCACCAGCAGCCAUUGAUCGUUACGAGCCCUCAAGCCGCGGUCGGGAUGACUACGGUAGACGAGACCGUGAUCGUGAGAAUCGCCGUGUCUCACCAGCUCCGAUUAACAUCGAUCGAUAUGUCCCUAGUCAAGAGUCUGUUCCCCCACCCAUUACUGUCAACCCUCUAGCCGACCCCGCUACCCUACAGUUUCAGGUUGGGUUUUCCUACUUUGGGGAGUGGUGGCGUACAAAUGAGAAGAUCAAGGAGGAGAAGGAGCGAGCCAGAACCGGCAAGCGAGGGGAACCACUGCGCGCGCGCGAUAAUCAAGAUGACCGCGAGAAGGAGAAGGCGAAGAUCCAGGUUGCGUACGAUGCAUAUAAAGAAGAUCUCCAGGCUAGGAUGGCCAAGCAAUUUGUUGCAGAUCACAAAGCCGAGCAGUGGUUCCAGGAGAGGUACUACCCAGAGAUGAAAGAUGCGCUUAGGUUGCAACUCAACGAAUUUCGACGUGGUAACUACAGCCUAUGGGAGCAAGAUCUUGAUUCGGGUACUUUUGACGAGUAUUCUCUGGAGGGUAUCCCCAAGAGCGAAAGCAAUGGUGCUGGAGGAGUGGUGGAGAAGGAAGAGGGGGAAACUUCGGCAGCUAACGAGGUUCUUGGUGUCGGAGACCUCGUCCCAUCUCGAGGAAGCGACAUCAGAGACGAGAAUGCUUUCCAACCAACACUCCUCAUCAAGACAAUAGCCCCAAAUGUCAGCCGUCAAAAUUUGGAAGCUUUCUGCAAGGAACACUUGGGCGAGGACGAAGGUGGAUUCAAGUGGUUGAGCUUGAGCGAUCCCAAUCCAAGCAAGCGUUACCAUCGCAUCGGCUGGGUUAUGUUGCACCCUGCCCCUGAAACCGCUCCGAUUCUCGACCGACCCGAUCCAAAAGAUGAGGACGAAGAAGGAGGUAUCAAGCCUCCUGUCGUGACCCAAUCGACUGCCGAAAAGGCUCUUGAGGCGAUUAAUAGCAAGACUGUAAAGGAUGAGGUUCGAGGUGACUUUACUUGCCAUGUUGGUGUCCAUGCCCCGCCUAUCAUGCCACGCAAGAAGGCCUUGUGGGACUUAUUUUCUGCCCCUGAACGCAUCGAGAAGGAUCUUGAGCUCGCUCAGCGACUGGUUCAGAAGUACGAGGAAGAUUUUGGCUCUGAUUUCAAUGCAGUAUUGAAGAUUGAAGAGCGCGUGGAGGACCUGAAAAAUCAAGGACGCCUCCAGCCAGCCAUAACUGCUUCAACGACCAAGAAGACCAAGAAGCCCCGGGCUCUUGAUCUUGAUGAGGCCAUGGAUGAGGGCGAGGAGUUUGAGGAUGGCGAAGAAGAAGAUGAAGAGGAGGGCGCUCUCGAUGACGAAGUUGAUGAUGAGGAUCUUCUUAUCAAGAAGAAGCAGCUCGAUCUGAUGGUAGAGUAUCUUCGCCGAGUCUUCAACUUCUGUUUCUUCUGCGUUUUCGAGAGCGACUCGAUUCACGAGCUCACUCGCAAAUGCCCCGGUGGCCAUCUUCGCAGGCCUCGCAACACCCUCAGUACUGCAGGUAAAGCUGCUGCGAGAGCUAGUGCACUCGGCGAGCCAUUCCAAUUUAAGAAACGCGGUAGUGAUAUGCCUGAUGAUUUGCAAACGCCUACUUCUCCCAAUAAUGAAGAUCGCAAGUUCUCCCGGGGAAAUGUUGCUUCCAAAGCGGAACAACAACUUCAACGUGCCUUUAACUGGGUCAAGACUUACGAGGAGAAGCUUAUGCAGAUCCUUGAGCCUGAGGCUAUUGACGUCAGAAAGUUGGGUGGCAGGCCUACAGACGAGGCCGUGAAAGACGAGCUGGUAAAAUAUGUGAAGCAGGAGGAUGAACACAAGUUUAGAUGUCGCGUUCCGGAAUGCACCAAAUUAUUCAAGGAGAAGCACUUUUGGGAGAAGCAUGUUGAGAAACGUCACCCAGAGUGGCUCGAGGGCUUGCGAAAGGACUUUGACCUAGUCAACACCUACGUUUCUGAUCCAGCUCAUAUAGCCCCUUCACGUUCCGACGCUAACAGCAAUGGCCAUUUUCCCAUCUCCAAUGGUCACAUGCCAGCCGGUACCCCUCGAGGGUUCAACCUCUCAAAUUACGGACAGAUUGGUAUGCCACCAAUGCAAGGUUUUGGCCAAUCCGGCUUCCCAGCUUUCUUCCCCGGCAACAUACCAGCUGGAAACUGGAACACUGGAGGUGAUGGCCGUGGCGGUGGACCCAUUAGACGCGGCGCCAGACAGUACCAACCCAGCGCUCGCCCAGGACCAUACGACCGCCGUCCAACUCAACAACGGUUUGGCGAGAAUGUUGGCAGACUAAGCCCACCUCCUGGUGUCCGUCGCAGUGGCAUGCCUGGCGGCGGCAGAUGGGGCGAUGGCGCUGCUGGUGGUGCAGGCGGUGCUGUCGGGCCGAGGGAAGCUGUGCAGGGCCGAAGCCUGAAGUCUUAUGAGGAUCUCGACGCUGUCGCCGGUGGUGCGGGUGGGGAGUUGAACUACUAA
This is a messenger RNA of Drepanopeziza brunnea f. sp. 'multigermtubi' MB_m1, 4308 nucleotides long. RefSeq lists its product as uncharacterized. NCBI's taxonomy places the organism in Eukaryota, Fungi, Ascomycota, Leotiomycetes, Helotiales, Drepanopezizaceae. Gene Ontology annotation, cellular component: kinetochore. The record is from RefSeq and is a predicted model, not a curated record.